AUGAAUUUUGCUGUACUGUGUGUUCUUCUUGCAAUUAGCGAAACAAACAGCCAUUAUAUCACCGACACAAGGCUCCGAAUAGAAGGAAAAUACCAAAGUGUGUUAUUACGGAAACUACAAAAUUUCCAAGACUACGACCCAAGAAAUACAACUCAAGCCCCAAACUGGAGUGAAAUUUUAGCCGACGUUCUUGUAAAACGAAUAUUCACAUUUCACAAAACGAGUAACGAGACCGAACACUUAACAAGCGUUGAAGAUUCUGAGACAAGUGUUUGGGUUAGAAGCGUCAGUUGCAUUCUAAAAUUAUUCAAAACAUACAUAUACGAUAGAGUAUUAGGUUAUGUAGAAAGUAAAGUUGAUAAAAAUGUUUCAAAAAUCAAAAGAAAUAUAACUGAACGCGAUCCAAAAGAAGAAGUAGAAAUAAUAGAACCAAAAUAUCAUGGAAAACUAUGUGAAAACUGUACAGAGAGUAGUGAAAUAGAAGCAGACGUAAGUGAUUGUGGGAAUGGACUCAAAAAGGACCCAAAUGGGAAUUGUGUUGACCCGAAAUCCUCUAAGUUUAUUUUGUCCAUACCUUCUCAGUGCCCAACAGGUUACAGACGCGACUGGUUCGGCUAUUGUAGAGCGACGCUU
Molecule: messenger RNA, 633 nt
Organism: Brenthis ino (lesser marbled fritillary)
Lineage: Eukaryota; Metazoa; Arthropoda; Insecta; Lepidoptera; Nymphalidae
Source: the annotation of a GenBank genome assembly